GCUGCUGCGGGCGGCGGGGUUAAGUACGUCGCUGGCGCUCCGGCCUAGGCGCAAGUCUGGAGCGCGCAAUCCAGACCUUGGGUCUGGAGCCGGGUCGCACGCCAUGGCUCUCCGCUUCUAUCCCUACCGCGCGGCCUUGCUCCCUGUUGGCCUUCUGUUUCUCUUGCUGCUGCUAAUGCUGCUCGCGGACCCCGAGCUGCCGGCUCCACGUCACCCCCCUGUGGUGCUGGUGCCUGGCGACUUGGGCAACCAGCUAGAGGCGAAGCUGGACAAGCCAACGGUCGUGCACUACCUCUGCUCUAAGAAGACCGACAGCUACUUCACGCUCUGGUUGAACCUUGAAUUGCUGCUGCCUGUCAUCAUUGACUGUUGGAUCGACAAUAUCAGGCUGAUCUACAACAGAACGUCCCGGGCCAGCCAGUUCCCCGAUGGGGUGGAUGUGCGUGUCCCCGGCUUUGGGAAGACUUUCUCCCUGGAGUUCCUGGACCCCAGCAAAAGCAGUGUGGGUUCCUAUUUCCACACCAUGGUGGAGAGCCUUGUGAGCUGGGGCUACACACGGGGUGAGGACCUUCGCGGGGCCCCCUAUGACUGGCGUCGAGCCCCAAAUGAAAACGGGCCCUACUUCCUGGCCCUCCAGGAGAUGAUCGAGGAGAUGCACCAGCUGUACGGGGGCUCCGUGGUACUGGUUGCCCACAGCAUGGGCAACAUGUACACGCUCUACUUUCUGCAGCAGCAGCCACAGGCCUGGAAGGACAAGUAUAUCCAUUCCUUUGUGGCACUGGGUCCACCCUGGGGAGGUGUGGCCAAGACCCUGCGUGUCCUGGCCUCAGGGGACAACAACCGGAUCCCGGUCAUUGGGCCCCUGAAGAUCCGGGAGCAGCAGCGGUCUGCCAUCUCUACCAGCUGGCUGCUGCCCUACAACUACACCUGGCCACCUGAGAAGGUGUUUGUGUACACAUCCACCACCAACUACACGUUGCGGGACUAUCACCAGUUCUUCCAGGACAUUGGCUUUAAGGAUGGCUGGCUCAUGAGGCAGGACACGGAGGGGCUGGUUGAAGCCACGAGGCCUCCUGGUGUGCGGCUGCACUGCCUCUAUGGCACCGGUGUCCCCACGCCCGAGUCCUUCCACUAUGAGAGCUUCCCUGACCGCGACCCCAAAAUCUGCUUUGGUGAUGGUGACGGCACUGUGAACGUGCAGAGUGCACUGCAGUGCCGAGCCUGGCAUGACCGGCAGGAGCACCAAGUGUCGUUGCAGGCACUGCCAGGCAGCGAGCACAUCGAGAUGCUGGCCAAUGGCACAACCCUGGCCUAUCUGAAACGUGUGCUCCUCGGGCCCUGAUCUCUGCACCCGGCAGGGGCUGACAAAUGGCUUGGCCACAGCUGCUUCUCUUGGUCUCUGGGUCUGCCACAGCCCACGAGUUUAGCAAAACUUUUGACUGACCAUCCAAGGCCCUGGAUCUUGGAAUGUGAAGCAUCUGCCAUGGGGGGGAAGUGUAGUUUCUAAUCUUCCUUCUGUGGGGAUGAAGAAGGAAGACAUUGAGUCUGGACUCAAGGGACCCCUGACGGAGAAAUGCUACUAAUGGUGGAAUUGUUGUGGCCCAGGACUGGCAUCUAGCCCUAGUCCCCAGCUCCAGGGCCAUGCCGUCCUCCUGCCCCGUUGGCCUCCUCACACUUGCCCACUGGGGCCUGGCCCCUCAGCCUUCCUCUGACAAGCAUUACUGAGCAGUGGUCUCUGUUCCCAAGGGUCCCAGGAGUGGGCUUCUGGUCCUCAGGGUAGCCCCUCUCACACAUAGGCCACAGCCCUAGUCCCAAGUGGGCCUGCCACUAGCCAUGGGUGGCCUCCCUUUGGCUGACCUGUUUGGCAGUUUGACUCUGGUUUCCUGGGGCAGCCCAGUUUCCCCUGCAGGCAGGGGCUGGUUGUUGUGCUCUCCAUGGUUCCCAGGCCCUGGGGCAUUCACUCCUACCUCCCUCACCUCCAGGAGCUGCCUAGCUAGGUCUGGCCGGGUUGCUCAGGACUGGGCAGCAGAUGAACCUCAGUUCUGUGAGCCAUGUCCCAGCAACCCUGAUCCCCUUGAUUGGGCUGUUGGCCACAGUGUUGAUGAUGACUUCCUUUGCUCUGGGUCUGUGGCCUGGGGUUGAAAUCAGGCCCCAGUGCCAUGGCCUUCUAGGUGCCUGUGGAGAAAGGGAGCUCAAGUAAGCAGCCAAAGCCACCCAGAGCUGCUCUGAGCUACCCUACCCUAACCCCACCACAACACCAUGUGGCCACCCUGCCCUAUGGUCUCUCCAGUGCCCAACUGGACUGAGAGGAGGUGGGGCUCCUGCCUAGUACCUGUCCCUACCUGGCAGCUGAGUGGUGUUCAGUCUACAGUAUCUGGCUCAGAAAUUUGAGUGGGCCUGGUUGGCUGACCCCUUGGAGACUUGGGGCUCUCCUCGGUUUUCUGGCUGCCCCAGAGGUGCUGCCUGGGUCUUCCUCUGAUAGUAGGAAUCAGUGAUCUGAGCCUGCCUCAUUGGCAGUGGGCUCCAAUUGUGUGACAGGCUACAUAGGUCAAGGCUUGGGUCCAGCCUCACAGGUGAGGCCCCAAGGCCACAAUCAGGGAACUUAGGCCAGAUUGUGCUGUUCUCCCACAAAGUUUCUGUGGAGCUCGGUUUUCUGUUGCAUACAUGCCCAGCAUCUUUCUCCUUUCGUUUCUGAGUGGCGGACCCUGCAUGGGGCCCUGAGCAGCUGUACCUCGGUUCUGGCAAUAAAGUAUUAUGGAUGCUGUAA
Choloepus didactylus (southern two-toed sloth) is the source of this 2767-nucleotide messenger RNA. RefSeq names its product phospholipase A2 group XV (gene PLA2G15). Lineage: Eukaryota; Metazoa; Chordata; Mammalia; Pilosa; Megalonychidae. Gene Ontology annotation, biological process: phosphatidylcholine metabolic process; ceramide metabolic process. Gene Ontology annotation, cellular component: lysosome. The coding region runs from base 104 to 1342 and encodes 412 amino acids. The record is from RefSeq and is a predicted model, not a curated record. The transcript is spliced from 6 exons.